AUGCGAACCACAGCAGUGCAGGGACGCGGAGGAGGAGCAGGCCAGUGCAGGGACGCGAAGGAGGAGCAGACCACAAGCAGCCAGACGGAGGACGCCAGGGACGCGCCGAGUAGCUCACAGAGCACCGGCCCCUCACUGAUCCUGCAGUCACAGAGCACCGGCCCCUCACUGAUCCUGCAGUCACAGAGCACCGGCCCCUCACUGAUCCUGCAGUCACAGAGCACCGGCCCCUCACUGAUCCUGCAGUCACAGAGCACCGGCCCCUCACUGAUCCUGCAGUCACAGAGCACCGGCCCCUCACUGAUCCUGCAGUCACAGAGCACCGGCCCCUCACUGAUCCUGCAGUCACAGAGCACCGGCCCCUCACUGAUCCUGCAGUCACAGAGCACCGGCCCCUCACUGAUCCUGCAGUCACAGAGCACCGGCCCCUCACUGAUCCUGCAGUCACAGAGCACCGGCCCCUCACUGAUCCUGCAGUCACAGAGCACCGGCCCCUCACUGAUCCUGCAGUCACAGAGCACCGGCCCCUCACUGAUCCUGCAGUCACAGAGCACCGGCCCCUCACUGAUCCUGCAGUCACAGAGCACCGGCCCCUCACUGAUCCUGCAGUCACAGAGCACCGGCCCCUCACUGAUCCUGCAGUCACAGAGCACCGGCCCCUCACUGAUCCUGCAGUCACAGAGCACCGGCCCCUCACUGAUCCUGCAGUCACAGAGCACCGGCCCCUCACUGAUCCUGCAGUCACAGAGCACCGGCCCCUCACUGAUCCUGCAGUCACAGAGCACCGGCCCCUCACUGAUCCUGCAGUCACAGAGCACCGGCCCCUCACUGAUCCUGCAGUCACAGAGCACCGGCCCCUCACUGAUCCUGCAGUCACAGAGCACCGGCCCCUCACUGAUCCUGCAGUCACAGAGCACCGGCCCCUCACUGAUCCUGCAGUCACAGAGCACCGGCCCCUCACUGAUCCUGCAGUCACAGAGCACCGGCCCCUCACUGAUCCUGAAGUCACAGAGCACCGGCCCCUCACUGAUCCUGCAGUCACAGAGCACCGGCCCCUCACUGAUCCUGCAGUCACAGAGCACCGGCCCCUCACUGAUCCUGCAGUCACAGAGCACCGGCCCCUCACUGAUCCUGCAGUCACAGAGCACCGGCCCCUCACUGAUCCUGCAGUCACAGAGCACCGGCCCCUCACUGAUCCUGCAGUCACAGAGCACCGGCCCCUCACUGAUCCUGCAGUCACAGAGCACCGGCCCCUCACUGAUCCUGCAGUCACAGAGCACCGGCCCCUCACUGAUCCUGCAGGUGCUGAGUCCACAGGAGCUGAGAUGCCUUUACAAGAUGUCACACGAUACAGUCACACUUUUAUGA
Molecule: messenger RNA, 1368 nt
Organism: Knipowitschia caucasica
Lineage: Eukaryota; Metazoa; Chordata; Actinopteri; Gobiiformes; Gobiidae
Source: the annotation of a GenBank genome assembly